AUGGACAGAUUGUUGAUGAUUGCCUACUGGGAUAGACACCGUGCACGGGCGCUACUCCUCUUGCCACUUUUUGCCAACGCCAGCAAUUUUAUCAGUCCCCUCAUUGGUGGCUUCUUAAGGCCGGAGGAAGCUGAUCUCUCGGAAGAUUCAUAUCCUUUUCGCAUCCCGAAUUUCCUUGUCGCCUCAUUGCACUUCUCAGUCGCAUUGGCCGUUUGUGGUCUACUCGACGAACCACGCCUUCACGCCUACACAUCACGCCGCCGUUCCUCCCGAGGCGAUAUCAGGCGGUCAGGUUAUGGCGCCAUCAGCACAGACACUCCGACACGGCCUCCUGUGUCACGUCCGGAAGUGCUCUCGAGGGUCUCAACAUACUCGAAGCAGAGGCGGAAGCUAGCUUUCCGUCGCAUGUGGACCUCGAACGUUGUCUGUACCCUCCUGUCUCAAUUCAUCGUAUCUGGGCACGUGGGGACCUUUCCUAUUCUCUGGGCGGUCUUUCUGAGCAUGCCACAUCCAGAGGUCGCCGAACGAACAAACGUCUUCAGGUUCAAUGGUGGGCUCGGCAUGCAUCCACGCAAGGAUGGGUCGGCAAUGUCAAUGACAGGCGCCCUGGGCAUACUGGUCCAGUUGAGCGUAUACCCGAUGCUUCAAGACCGCUUCGGCACCAUCAAGAUCUGGCGAAGCGCUCUGAUGAUCUUUCCCCUGGUAUACUGGAUUGCGCCUUACCAUCCGCUGAUGGCGUCUCCGAUCGAGAACGAUGAUCGUGCGAUGUCAGCAGCCGUUUGGCUUUUGGUUGGUGUCGUCAUUUUCGUCCUCAUGGUGGCCAGGAGCGGUGUAACUCCGGCCACCACGCUUCCGAUCAAUGACUGCACCCUGCAUCCGCCGGGGCGUGCAACUAUUCAUGCGCCAGCCACCGUGGUGGCUAAUCUGAGCCGGUCUACCUUCCCCGUGAUAAGCAUGGCGGUCUUUGGCCGCGGCUCAGCAAUAGGCGUCAAAGGUUUGGCGUUCUGGUUCUCUCAGGACUGGCGGCUCCCGCCUACAUGA
Messenger RNA from Exophiala oligosperma, 1041 nucleotides. RefSeq lists its product as uncharacterized. The record is from RefSeq and is a predicted model, not a curated record. Bases 1 to 1041 code for a protein of 346 amino acids. The transcript has a single exon. NCBI's taxonomy places the organism in Eukaryota, Fungi, Ascomycota, Eurotiomycetes, Chaetothyriales, Herpotrichiellaceae.